UCAUAAACCGUCGAGCAAAUGGUUUGACUAACAAAGUUCAACAGGCGUAUCGGUCGAACAUUAAACAUUUAAUAGCUAUAUCGUAUUUGGUGCACACGUCUGGUUUUUCCCAAUAAUAAAAAAUUAGCGGUAAUUUGUCUGUGAAAAGUGGCAGGCAGUAUUAUCAGUCGACAAUUGUAUAAAUGUUAACACGAAAAUAACAUUAUUUCAACGCACUGAUAAAGACUAGCGGGCGUAGAAACUGGAAAACGGAAACUACUAUGUCCGAGAAUCAGCAGCCUGUGGUUAGUAGAGCCCAGCCAGUCGUCGACUACGGCAGUACGAUCCGCACGGAAUCGCAGCGCCGACCCACAUUUAUUCCGUUCGAAUCUCCGCGACGCUAUUCGAAAAUGGGACACAAUUCGCUAUCCGGCCAUGAGGGUCAGGAUCGCUUGCAGCGAUUGGAAUACUUUCUGAAUGUUCUAAAUCAGAUGUGCAUUGGAUUUAUCACCAUCUAUAUGACCUACAUAACCACGCGAACUGGAUUAUCUGGUACCAGUCUGCAUGCCUGGCUGGUGACCAUUGGGUUCUCCUUCUUUAUGGCCGAGGGAGUUAUGAUCCAUUACGGUGGAAAUGUCUUGACAAACGGAUAUAAACGCCAAACGAAGACCACAAUACAUUGGAUAGUCCUGACAUUAGGAGGCGGUUGUGGUGCAGCUGGAGCUCUUAUCAAAAUGAUACAGAAGGGGUUUUUGUUUCAAACCACACAUGGCAAGCUGGGAUUGACCGCUUUCAUACUAUGCAUUCUGGCCAUGACCUCCGGCUUGGCUGCACUUUUCUCCCCGCGUGUGAAGAAACUAAUCACACCCUUACUGAACAAGACAUUCCACAAUUUCCUGGGAUUCGCCUGCUUUGUGAUCGCACUGGUAACCCAGUAUUACGGCUACCAGACGGGAUAUUUCACGAGCCGCAGUGAGACAGAUUUCCAAACCCUGAUGAAGUGCAUCACCCUCACAUCGUUGGUUCUGACGAGCUAUGGUCCCAUAAAGGCACUCUAUCAAAAGUGUAAAAGUAUAUCCCAGCAGUUUUAAGUAGGAGAAACAGACUUAGCCUUCGAGUGUACAUAGAUAUGUAAAUAAAUAAAUUAAAAUCUUA
Drosophila suzukii is the source of this 1134-nucleotide messenger RNA. RefSeq names its product transmembrane reductase CYB561D2. Gene Ontology annotation, molecular function: transmembrane monodehydroascorbate reductase activity; heme binding. NCBI's taxonomy places the organism in Eukaryota, Metazoa, Arthropoda, Insecta, Diptera, Drosophilidae. The record is from RefSeq and is a predicted model, not a curated record.